AUGACCCGCUGGAUUCCCACUAAAAAAGAGAAGUACGGAGUGGCAAUCUACAAUUAUGAUCCCCGUGGCGUGCAGGAGCUGUGUCUACAGGUGGGGGACACGGUGCACAUACUUGAGAAAUUGGAAGGCUGGUAUAGGGGCUACACGCUCAGAAAGAAAUCGCAGAAGGGCAUUUUCCCAGCUUCCUACAUCCACUUAAAGGAGGCCACGGUUGAGGGAACAGGCCAACAGGAAACAAUUAUUCCAGCAGAUUUACCCCUUGUGCAGGAGAUAGGGGCUACCCUGAGGGAAUGGGUGCAGAUAUGGCACGAGCUCUACGUGGCGAACAAGAUACCCCAGUUCAGGAGUGUGCGGCAGAUGGCCUACAGCCUCAUCGAAUAUCGAUCUCAGAUAGUGUCAGGAACGCUACCAAAGGACGACCUUGUGGAACUGAAAAAGAAAGUCACAGCAAAGAUUGAUUAUGGGAACAGGAUAUUAGGGUUGGACCUGGUGGUGCGAGAUGAAGCAGGUAAUACUCUGGAUCCUGACCGGACCAGCACCGUCAGUCUGUUUCGGGCGCAUGAGACGGCCUCCCGUAGCGUUGACGACAGGAUACAGGAAGAGAAGACACGACUUCAAAACCUGGAAAUGAGGCGUCAGACCCUGUUCAGCUCGGUGCAUACAUACAGUCUCCUCAUGAGCCUCAAAAACUUUGUGUGCAACAUCGGAGAAGAUGCUGAGCUGCUCAUGUCUCUGUAUGACCCGGACCAGUCGGAAUUCAUCAGUGAGAACUUCCUGGUGCGCUGGGACAGUAUGGGGAUGCCUAAAGAAAUCGAAAAACUCAACAACCUGCCCGCCUUAUUCACGGACCUGAGCAGCAGCGACCUGAUGAGGCAGCGCCUCUUCCUGGUGUGUCAGAUCAUCAGAGUGGGCAGCAUGGAGCUCAAAGAGUGCAAGAAGCAAACCGCCGGGUUGAGGAGACCCUUCGGCGUGGCUGUUAUGGACAUUACAGACAUUGCCCACGGCAAAAUAGAUGAUGAGGACAAACAGCAUUUCAUCCCCUUUCAACAGAUCGCUAUGGAAACCUACAUCCGCCAGAGGCAGCUCAUCAUGUCUCCUCUCAUCCCUUCUCGAGUUAUAGGAGAGAACGAGCCGCUCACGGCGGUCUUCAACAAAGUUAUAGCCACGCGGGAGGUCAAUCACAAAGGCCAGGGGCUGUUCGUGACCCUGAAGCUCCUCCCAGGGGACCUUGCUCAAGUCAGGAAGGACUCCCCCCACUUUGUAGACCGCAGCACGGCAAUCGUCAGAAAAAUGGGCUUUCCAGAGAUCAUCCUCCCAGGAAACGUGAGGAAUGAUAUUUAUGUAACCUUGCUUCAGGGAGAGUUUGACCGUGGUAAAAAGAAGACCCCCAAAAACGUAGAAGUCAUACUGAGUGUGCAUGAUGACGAAGGCAAUCCGAUGGAGAAAGCGGUUUUUCCUGGUGCCGGCUACGAUGGCAUAACAGAGUACAGGUCUGUCAUUUACUACCAGGUGAAGCAGCCUUGUUGGAAUGAAACUGUUAAGGUGACUAUUCCCAUUGAAGACGUGUGCCGCUGCCACCUGAGGGUGAUGUUUCGACACAGAUCCUCCCAAGACUCCAGGGACAAAUCAGAGAAGCCUUUCGGCAUGGCUUUCGUCAGGCUUAUGAGAGGAGAUGGAACCACACUAAAAGAUGGCCGACAUGAACUUAUCGUCUAUAAGGUUGACGUGAAGAAGGCAGAAGACGCAAAUGUUUACCUCACCUUGCCAGCAACUUGGACUGAAGUGGAGGAGAAGGAGAAGCAGACGGGGAAGCAGUUUCACCACUCAGGAGCGAUUCCUGUGACCAAAGACAGCUUCCAGAUCGCAACGCUCACCUGCUCCACCAAACUCACUCAAAAUGUGGACCUGCUUGGCCUGUUGAACUGGAGGUCUAAUCCUGAAGAUCUUGAGCAGAUUUUGCAAAGACUCAUGGAGGUGGAAGGAGGGGAAAUCGUCAAAUUUCUUCAGGACACCCUUGAUGCUCUGUUCAACGUCAUGAUGGAGACAUCAGAAAAAGACACAUAUGACACCCUGGUGUUCGAUGCCCUGGUUUUUAUUAUCAACCUUAUUGGCGACAUCAAGUUCCAGCAUUUUAAUCCAGUUCUGGAAACGUAUAUCAACAAGCACUUCAGUGCCACUUUGGCUUACAUGAAGCUAACCAAGGUGCUUAACUACUAUGUGGGUCAUGCCGAGGAGCCCACUCUGACAGAGAAGCUCUAUGCAGCACUCAAAGCUCUCAAGUACCUUUUCAGGUUUAUUGUGCAGUCCCGAGUCCUCUAUCUCAGAUUCUAUGGGAACAGUGAAGAUGGAGACGCCUUCUUCAACUCCAUUCAUACGCUUUUCCUGUCUUUCAACACUCUGAUGGACAGACCUCUGGAUGAGGGAGUGAAAAUAAAGGGUGCAAUACUGAAAUACCUCCCCAGCAUCAUUAAUGACAUCCAGACCGUGUUUGAUCCCGUGAAGCUCAGUGUUCUUCUCGCAAAGUUCAUUGGGAGCAUUCCUGACUUGCAGCUGAUGCGUCAGAAGCUGGGCUGCAUGUGUAAAAUAGUUGAGAGUGACCUUUUCAAGCAGCCAGAUUGUCGAGAUGUGCUCCUGCCGCUCGUCACCGACCAGCUCAGUGGGCAGCUGGACGACCACUCCAAUAAACCGGAUUAUGAGGCUUGUGUUCAACUGCUCAGCACGGUGCUGGACAACCUGGACCGCAAAGGAGUGGGUCCAACCAGAGGGCACAUUCAGCUGAUAAUGGAGCGGCUUCUUCGCAGGGUUAAUCGCACUGUCAUCAGCAUGGACAGAUCCUCUCCUCUCAUUGGCCACUAUCUUGCCUGCAUGACGGCCAUCCUGAAGCAAAUGGAUGAGAUGCAUUACACCCACUACAUCAGCACCUUCAAAACGAGACAGGAUAUCAUUGACUUCCUCAUGGAGACAUUCAUCAUGUUUAAAGACCUGAUGGGAAAUGUCUUCCCUUCUGAUUGGAUGGUCAUGAACCUGGUGCAGAUGCAGGUCUUCCUGAGGGCCAUCGACCAGUACUCAGAUGUGCUCAACAAGCUUUUCCUGGAUCAGGCCCACUUUGAACUCCAGCUAUGGAAUAACUACUUUCAUUUGACCGUGGCGUUUCUCACCCACAAGAUACUGCAGCUGAAAUCCUUCUCUCAAGAGAAACGGAAGAAGAUACUAAACAAAUACGGAGACAUGAGGAAGAAGAUGGGAUUUAAGAUUCGAGAUAUGUGGUACAACCUCGGCCCACACAAAUUGAAGUUUAUCCCGGCCAUGGUGGGGCCCAUUCUGGAGGUCACGCUGGUGCCUGAGCCUGAGCUCAGGAAGGCUACCAUUCCCAUCUUCUUCGAUAUGAUGCAGUGUGAGCACAACUUCAGCCCCACGCGCACUUUUGAAACGUUCGAGAACGAAUUGAUAACAAAACUGGAUCAAGAAGUAGAGGGAGGUCGAGGGGAUGAGCAGUACAAAGUCCUGCUGGAGAAAACAUUGCUGGAGCACUGCAGACGCCACAGAUACCUGUCCCAGUCUGGAGAGGAGCUGGCCCUGCUGCUGAGCAGCCUGCUGGAGAACCUUCUGGCGUACCGAACCAUCGCACAAGAUGGAAGUCCUGAGCACCGCAUGAGCUGCACUGUCAACGUGCUGAAUUUCUACAAAGAAAAAAAGAGGGAGGACAUUUACAUCCGGUACUUGCACAAGCUGCGAAAUUUGCAUCUGGACUGUGAGAACUACACGGAGGCUGCUUACACCCUGCUGCUGCAUGCUGAAUUACUGGAGUGGUCAGAUAAACUUUGUGCACCUCAUCUGAUACCUCGAGACGGGGAGCGCACGUGGACCCAACAGGAGCUGAAGGAGAGGCUCUUCCAUGAGAUCAUUUGUUACUUUGACAAGGGCAAGAUGUGGGAGAAGGCCAUUGAGCUGGGCAAACAGCUGGCUAAGAUGCACGAGACCCACAUGUUUGACUUCAUGGAGCUGAGCCAGCUGCUGAAAAACCAAGCCAAGUUCUAUGAAAACAUAAUGCAUGCAAUGCGGCCACAGCCAGAGUACUUUGCUGUUGGAUACUACGGCCUUGGACUCCCUUCUUUCCUCAGGAACAAGAUGUUUGUCUAUCGAGGUAAAGAGUAUGAGUGGCUGGAAGACUUCAGCUUAAAGCUGCUCUCUCAGUUCCCUAAUGCGGUCCGGAUGACGAGCACAGCGCCCCCCGGAGACGACAUCUGCAGCUCACCUGGACAGUACAUCCAGUGUUUUACUGUGAAGCCCGUUCUCACAGUGCCCCCCCAGUUUAAAGACAAGGGGGUUCCAGAGCAGAUAUUGAACUAUUAUAGAACCAACGAAGUGGACCAGUUCCAGUACUCCAGACCCUUUAGGAAAGGUGAAAAGGACCCAGACAAUGAAUUCGCAACCAUGUGGAUUGAGAGAACUACUUAUGUUACCGCCUAUCGCUUCCCGGGGAUUCUCAAAUGGUUUGAAGUAAAAUCUGUCUCCGUGGAGGAGAUCAGCCCUUUAAAGAACGCCAUAGAGACUAUGGAGAAGGCCAAUGAGAAGCUGAGUAAUCUGGUGCAGCAGCAAGCGUACGACCGCUCGCUGUCCGUCAACCCGCUGUCCAUGAUGCUCAACGGCAUCGUUGACCCCGCCGUCAUGGGUGGCUUCGCCAACUACGAGAAGGCAUUCUUCACAGACACCUACAUCCAGGAGCACCCAGGUGACCACGAACGCAUCGAGGCCCUUAAACAUCUCAUCGCCCUGCAGAUCCCUUUGCUGGAGGAGGGCAUUCGAAUCCAUGGGGAGAAAGCGACAGAGCAGCUGAAGCCUUUGCACAAUCGUUUGGUCACUUGCUUCCAAGACCUUCGAGAGAAAGUGGAGUCUCUUUAUGGUGUCAUAACUCUGCCCUGUUCUCUGACGGAGAAGAAGAAGAGUCGCGUGGGCUCUGUUGUGAUGCCCUACAUCCUGUCUUCCACCCUGCGUCGCAUGUCCACAGCAUCCACCCUGUCAAGCGCCUCUUCAGGCCUCUCCAGUGGCUCCGCAUCCUCAGACGGACAUGUUACCUCCCAAGAUGAUCGCAGGGCUUCUGUUCUGUCCCGCUCCGAGGAAGACAACAGAAUUGCUAAAAAGAACAGGAAGGAGUGGAGUGUGAGCAAGUCACAAGUCCUAUUGGAGAGGAAGUUGGAUACAGAUGAGAAUUCCUCAGAUAAACAGCAGAGACCCAAAAGUUUGCAACUGGGAGACCGACGGCUCACACUGUCCCUGUUCCAGGGUGGUUCAUCACAGCUGAUCCUGUCUAACCCACUCAGCCCUCUCCCUGCCUCUCCAAGCACUCCUCACACACACCGCAGUUCCAGUUAUUCAUCACUCCUCAGUGACAACGAUGCCAAUACUAUUGACACCCCAGGGACCCCCCCACCCAUGCCUCCGAAGAAGCAUCCGCACGAGAUUGACAACCCUGGUUUGUCUUCAGAGUUUAUUCCUCCGUUACCAAUGAAAAUCGAGAGCAAGCCUCCUCCACCGCCUCCAAAGACUCGAAAGUCAAUGUUCCCCUCAUAAGAGCACCCCCCUCAGUAAGGCUCCACCUACGCACAGGCCUCCAACUUUCACUAAUUCUCUGAUUUGAGUGCGAUGAAAGCACUGUUUCUUUUGUGACACCGUGGAAACGCUGCAGCAAGGCGGCAAACCGAAGGACCGUGGGGAGGAGCUUCUGCAGCAGUAAUUCCUCUCUUUCAGGUCACAUUUCCAAACAGUCGUCUGUUCCUACGUUUGAACCAUUACUUUGGUCUGGAGCUGACAGGAAGAAUGGAUGCAGGCUGGCAGGAAAGGAUGUACGACUCUGGGGAGAUUUUAGGCACAGUCUUAGAUUCAGUUUAUUAAGGUAAUGAAAUAGAUGUUUUGUAAAUAUAAGUCACUAUGGUGUAUUUUUUUAAAUCAGUGCAGGGAAAAGGAAUGAAUAAUGGUACAACGUUGUAUUUUAUUUUUAUAUUUGUAUGGAGUGACACUGGAUGAAUCAUUCUCCCUCUGGCUGUUCAACGGCAUUCCAUAUAUGAUCAGGGAAAAAAGCUGCAUUAGAUGAACAUCAAACUUAAGAGCAGGGAACACAGUGUGUAAAAGACUGUUUGUUGGAUGUGUAGUUCUUUUGUGUUUUCUUGUAUUGUGAGCACAGCAACUUACCAAAACCACAAGGUUUCAGAGACACUGGAUGGCAUUAUUGAAUGUGGUGCAGAUUCUGCAUUUGUUUUAUCCUUGGAACUGAACUCAGCUGUACCUGAUGCUUCCAAAAUACGCAUACUGAGGGAGGUGUCAAGUGGAAGAACUGUUUUCCGUCGAGGCGUUCGUCCUCUGGGUGAAAGAUAUUUGAAAGGGUUGUCAAGUCGGUUCAUUAAAUAUAGAUCUGGAGCCAGUAUACAGCAGGAAACGAGGGGCCGAGCUCUUUACCAGGGUAACAAAAUCAGUUUAUCUGUAGUCCUUAGUUAACGCGUCGCAUCCUGUUGGAUUAAUGGGUGUGAAGUUUAAAAGCUGUGUUCUUAUUUAACAAGGAUUAUUGUUAGAAAAGGGACUGCUCCUGACCAAGUAGUAGUAAUCU
Messenger RNA from Nematolebias whitei (Rio pearlfish), 6601 nucleotides. RefSeq names its product dedicator of cytokinesis 5 (gene dock5). The coding region runs from base 1 to 5571 and encodes 1856 amino acids. Gene Ontology annotation, molecular function: guanyl-nucleotide exchange factor activity; small GTPase binding. Gene Ontology annotation, biological process: cell migration; small GTPase-mediated signal transduction. NCBI's taxonomy places the organism in Eukaryota, Metazoa, Chordata, Actinopteri, Cyprinodontiformes, Rivulidae. Gene Ontology annotation, cellular component: cytoplasm; plasma membrane. The record is from RefSeq and is a predicted model, not a curated record. The transcript has 51 exons.